Molecule: messenger RNA, 1329 nt
Organism: Physella acuta
Lineage: Eukaryota; Metazoa; Mollusca; Gastropoda; Physidae
Product: DNA-directed RNA polymerases I, II, and III subunit RPABC3-like
Biological process (GO): DNA-templated transcription
Cellular component (GO): RNA polymerase I complex; RNA polymerase III complex; RNA polymerase II, core complex
Source: RefSeq, a predicted model, not a curated record
UCUUGCGUGGUGAAAGAACAUUAGUUUUAAAAUACCGAAGUAAACAAGAAACUACAUGUUCGCAUUCAUUUUUGCUAACUAUUGGAAUUUAUCGAUUCUUGUAUUGAAUCAUUAAUAACCGAGAAGUACUUAUCUAAUUCAGACUUUAUAUUUUGAAAGUGAUUACUACGUUUGAUUAUAAAAUAUAGUCAAACUAUUGGAAAAUGGCUGGUGUUCUUUUUGAAGACAUUUUCGAUGUUAAACACGUUGACCCAGAUGGCAAAAAGUUCGACCGAGUGUCCAGGCUGUUCUGUGAAAGUGAGUCGUUUAAGAUGGACUUGAUCCUGGAUGUGAACACACUGAUCUACCCCGUGGAACUGGGAGACAAGUUCCGUCUGGUGAUAGCCACAACACUGCGAGAGGACGGGUGCCCGGACGACGGUGAGUUCAACCCCACCAACACAGGUCCCAGCCGCGCUGACCAGUUCGAGUACGUCAUGUACGGCAAGGUGUACAGGAUCGAGGGGGAAGAUGGCGCCUCAGACUCGUCAAGACUGGCAGCCUAUGUGUCUUUUGGUGGGCUUCUGAUGCGAUUGAAGGGUGACCCCAACAACUUGCACGGAUUUGAAGUGGAUGCCCGGAUCUACCUCAUGAUGAAAAAACUGGCUUUUUAGUUGUUUUUGUGUCUCUGGUUUUAGGAAUACUCUUUUUUUUUGUAUUUUGAUGUCAACAUUUUUAUAAAAAAGAAAUUUUCAGAAAUUUUAUGGAGUUUAAAAAAAAAUGUAGGUUGAUGUUAGGUGUGUUUCUAUUUUAUCAAAAAACAAAACAAAAUAACAAACAGCUGGCCUAUUAGCCUUGAAUAUUAUUUAAAAGCACUCUUAUUUGCCAAAAGUUUUCUUUAUUGUACUUAUUGUAUAUUGAUACAUAGCUGUAAAAUAAAUGCCCUGUUUAUUUUUCUGUUUUUUUUUUUUUUUAAACUUUCAGAAUAACUUGCCAUUCUAGGUAACUAGUUUUAAAGUAUUUAUAAAUAACUUUUACUUGCUUAAUUUGAGAAAUUUGUUUUUAAAUCCCUGAAAAUUUAAUAAGAUAAAAAAAUUUAUAAUGGCAAUUUUACUCAAUUAUCUUCAUAAUAUUUUUGAACUGAUGCUAAGAUAAAGUGAAACUAGUUUUGAUGAAGUUAGAAAUUGAUGAUGUGGUAGGUGAACUAGAGAAGUGAUGUGGUAGGUGAACUAGAGAAGUGAUGUGGUAGGUAAACUAGAGAAGUGAUGUGGUUGGUAGGUCAAUUGAAGCUAAGGCCAGCUGUUUGACUGGUUCAUACAGAUCAAUACAGACAACUUGAUCAGAAAUGGG